Molecule: messenger RNA, 1975 nt
Organism: Hibiscus syriacus
Lineage: Eukaryota; Viridiplantae; Streptophyta; Magnoliopsida; Malvales; Malvaceae
Product: protein SHORT-ROOT-like
Exons: 1
Coding region: 315-1841 (508 amino acids)
Biological process (GO): negative regulation of mitotic cell cycle; radial pattern formation; regulation of DNA-templated transcription
Cellular component (GO): nucleus
Molecular function (GO): DNA-binding transcription factor activity; sequence-specific DNA binding
Source: RefSeq, a predicted model, not a curated record
CGGCCACUAAUCGGCCAUCUCCAUUUUCUUUUCAUCGAUUACACAAAAAGAAAAGCAUAAUUUUGACUGUCACGACAUACAUUCCCAGUCCUUUACUUUUCUUAUUAAGUAGUUAUCUAAUUGUGUUGGCCAAAACCCAAUUAGUAAAAUCAUAGUUUUAAGGUCUCCAUUCCUUCAAUCAUGUUGUAGUAUACUGCUAGGAAAAAAAAACAUAAGCAGCUCACUGCUCACCCCCAUCUCUUCAAACCUUUUCGCUUUCCCCACAACUUGAAUCCAAAGUUCAUUGAUGUGGAUCUGUUUGGUGUUGGAUUUAGAUGGAUACCUUGUUUAGACUUGUGAGUCUUCAACCAUCGGACCAAUCUUUCAACUCUAGUAGAACAUCCAGCAGCUCUAGAUCAUCCAGACAAAACAAUCAUUACCAACAAGAAGACGAAGAAUGCUUCAACGUUUUCAUGGAUGAAGAAGACUUCUCUUCGUCUUCUUCCAAGAAUUACUACCCUUAUUAUCAUUAUCAUCAACAAUAUCAGCCCCACCCUUCCACCACCGUCGCCACUCCCACAAACACCUCCACCCCCACCACCACCACCACCACUCACCAUGCUAUUGACUCGUCUGAUUACUCCACCACUACUUUUUCCCCCGCUCAUAACAUGAACAACUUCGAUUUCUCCGGAAAGUGGGCUUCCGAUAUCCUAUUGAAGACGGCUGCCGCUAUCGCCGAUCGGAACAGCGGACGGGUUCAACAGCUGAUAUGGAUGCUCAACGAGCUCGGAUCACCUUACGGGGACACCGAUCAGAAACUGGCUUCUUAUUUUCUUCAAGCUUUGUUCAGCCGCAUGACUGACUCCGGCGAGCGUUGCUAUCGGACGUUGGCCUCUGUCUCUGAGAAAACAAGUUCUUUCGAGUCGACGAGGAAGAUGGUAUUGAAGUUCCAAGAGGUAAGCCCUUGGACAACUUUUGGUCACGUUGCUUGUAAUGGUGCAAUCAUGGAAGCUUUGGAAGGUGAAAGCAAAUUACAUAUAAUUGAUAUUAGUAACACUUAUUGCACUCAAUGGCCUACUUUGCUUGAAGCCAUAGCAACCCGUAGCGAUGAAACCCCGAAUCUACGGCUAACCACGAUCGUCACUAGCAAAAACGGUGGAGUUUCAGGCUCAUCACAGGGCUUAGCUACCGUCCAAGAGGUAAUGAAAGAAAUAAGGAAAAGAAUGGAAAAAUUCGCCAGGCUUAUGGGAGUUCCCUUUAAAUUCAAUGUCAUACACCAUGCUGGCGAUUUAUGUGAAUUAGAUUUAUCAGAGCUUGGUAUCGAAGAAGAUGAAGCCUUGGCCAUCAACUGUGUUGGCACUUUACAUUCAAUCACGACCGUCGAUAAUCGUAGAGAUAUAGUGAUAUCGAAUUUCAGGAGAUUGCAGCCAAGGAUAAUCACGGUAGUUGAAGAAGAAGCAGACCUUGAUGUUGGGGUUGAUGGGGUUGAUUUCGUUAAGGGUUUCCAAGAGUGUUUGAGAUGGUUUAGACUUUACUUUGAAGCCUUGGACGAGUGUUUCAAUAGAACAAGCAACGAAAGAUUGAUGCUUGAACGAGCGGCCGGUCGAACUAUCGUUGACUUGGUGGCUUGUCCGCCGUCCGAGUCCAUCGAGAGACGCGAACCGGCCACCCACUGGUCCAGACGGUUCCAUGCAAGUGGGUUCAGCCCCGUGGCUUUGAGUCAUGAAGUGUGCGACGAUGUACGCGCCUUGUUGAGAAGGUACAAGGAAGGUUGGUCAAUGGCACAGUGCCCCGACGCCGGAAUAUUCUUGUCUUGGAAGGAUCAGGUGGUGGUGUGGGCCGGUGCAUGGCGGCCUUGAUGACGGCCCUAGGCGUUUUCAGUUUAGUGCAUGGGGGAGUGGUUCACACAUGUGUUGUGUUUUUCUCGUACGUGUAAUGUGGAUUGGCGUAUUUUAUGUGGUGUUGGCUACAUAUUAAUUUGUGUUUUUUGUUU